AUGUCGAAAAUUGAACUUUACCUCAAGCUCAAAGCUGGAAAACCGCCAGGCCAGGAUCUUUUGAGGGUGGUGAAUGAAUCACAGAUCAAAGAAAAUUCCAUCGAUGUGGUUUCCAAUAAUGAAAACAAUACCAAACCUGGCAACAGGCCAACCUCAUAUACAAAAACACAACAACAACAACAACAACAACAGCAGCCCCUAUCAACUGAUAGCUCAGUAUUUUCCUUCGACAAAGUUUUCAACGAGCAAGUUUCCAUAAAUCAAAUAUACCAAGAAGUGCUUGAACAAUCAAUACAUGAUUUAAUUGGUCUACACAAUGACACAACAUUUUUCAACUUUGGGCCUCCAAAUUGCGGGAAGACACAUUCGUUAUUCGGCAAGAGUUCCAACGGUUUGUUGGGUCUUUCUUUGAAAAAUAUUUUCCAAAAAAUAGAGCAAAUUAAUGGCCCAGACUUCGACAGUGCUGUUUACCAUGAAAUAUUAGGGUCACAUUAUGGUGGAUUACUCCUUAAUGCUAAUGAUAUUGUUGAGGACCCAAAGAAGUCUUCUUCGAAUAAACCUAAACCAAUAGCAGAACAACCAAGUGAUCGUGACAAUCGCAGUGAUGAUACCAACAACAAUAACACAAAACGUAUUAUUUCAAUCAGCAUGUAUGAAAUUUACAACGAUUCCGUCCACGACUUGCUCGAGCUCACAAAAGACUAUACCUUUUUGAAAAAACAAAUCAAAAAACAAGUCCAUAAAUCAACCGAAAUUUUUGAUGAUGCCAAAGAUGGCAAAACAAAACCUUCAAAUAUUUUCACAAUGUCGGUAUCUUCAUUCGAGCAAGCAAUGCUAUUGAUCAAUUCUGGGUUGAAAAAUAGUAACGUCUUGCCAAUAAGUCAGUCAGCGAGGUCCCAUUUAUUUGUCCUGGUCAAUGUCCAUGCUAUCGAUACCUCUUCUAAAACAACCACCAAGAAAAAAUCAGCAUUCAAUUCCGCCACAAAAGGAAUAUUGACUCAUGAUUCAGUCCCAGGAAAACAAAUAAAAAUUAAGACUUCUAGAUUGACAUUCUCUAUGGCAUCUAGCUUGGAAAGAACCAGACUUUCUUCUAAUCUGGGUAGUAGAACUAGUUUUUCGGAAAAUAAUUCUAAUGAUCAAUCAUUGACUGAUCUCUGCAGGGUGUUGGCAAUUUUGAACAAAAGCAAAAAUAAAACUAAAGAAAAGUACCAUUUACGAAGUGAUAAACUAUCAAGGUUGUUAUUGAGUGAUUAUAUUGCGAGUCCAAACAAUAAAAUGAUGAUAUUAUUGAAUCUUGAUCCUUAUGGUAACUUGAACUCAAUCAAUUCAGCGUUAAGGCUAAUUUCCCCAUUUCCAAGGGCCAGAAAUUCCUCCACCUCCGGUUUCAAUUUUAAUAGAAGCUCAUCUUUCAAUUUCAAAUUAGGGUUCAGGAAUAGAGAAUUAAAGCUAGCACCAUCGCCGACAAUGCUGAAUCAUGGAAAACAAGUCUCUAGAAACUCAGUGUCUCCAACCACCUCAAGAAAUCACAGAUUUUCAACUCACAGUCCUGCCUCAAUUAAUACUAGAUCACCACAAAGUACAGUUGAAGGAUUAACUCAUGUUCGUGAAAGUUCAAAUUUAUCUAUCACACCAUCGCAUGCCAGUACUAUGGCCACCUUACCUGAAAAUGAAUCCACAGUUGCAUUUAGAAGAUUAUCAAUGAUUCAGAAAUCAUCUUCACCACCAUCACCAAUUUCCCUUAGAAAUACCGGAUAUUCUGCUUCUACAAAAAAGAAGGUUAGUACUUCACCAUUAGUUGAAUCGUUCACUGCCGCCAAAGUUGACAGGCUUCCUCCCUCGUCGUCUUCUCAUUCUCCUACUUCGUCUCCUCCCCUUCCACCUACCCCUCCUCCACCGCCACCUCCGACUGAAGGUCCAAAUAUUAGACACCAAAGUAUGGUUGAUAAACGAAAUAGACAGCAUUCCAAUGGUCCAAUUAGAUCCCAAUCAUUCCCGCAUAAACAACAACACAACUCCAUAUCUUCUAGCAACUAUAAUUCUCCAACAAAUUCCAAGAAUUCUAGUAUCAUCUCCAAUAGUAAUCUGACCACCAGUACCCCGGGAUCUUCUUGGCCAAGCGUGAUGACAGUUUCCUCAUCAUCCAGUGUUGUUAACAAUUUUAUCAAAUCAAUGGAUAUAAAUACCUCGGACAAAUCACAGAUAUUAGAGAAGAUUGUUUAUAGAUGCCAAACUUUAUGCGACGAGAAUGCUUUCUUGAAAGGUAGAAACCAGCUAUUGGAAGGUAAAAUUCACGAUUUGAAUAACGAACAGAAAAGUCGUGUCCAGCAAAUGGCUGAAGAUUUAACUAGUUCAAGAUUAGAGAUUGACGCACUUGAAGUUGAGAAUAAGAAUCAUACAGACAGGAUAGACGAAUUGGUGAAAGAAAACUAUGUAUUGACCAAACAACAUACAGCAUCAAAUAAAGCCAAAGAUACCCUAAUAGAUGAAUUACGGAGCAAAAACGAUGACCAAGAAGUCCAAUUAUCAGAUACCAUAAAGCAGCUCAAUGCAGCUAAAGAAGAGAUCAAUUACCUAAAGAAUGAGCUUCGGUCAACCAAUGGAGAUUUAGAACAAAUCAAACACAAAUUCACCGUGUUGGCGUUCCAAAAUCAUGAAUAUUAUCAGAAAUACAGCCAGGCAAAAGAAAGUUUGGCAAAUAUGAAAUUGGAAGGAAAGACGAAUAGUGAUAGUAAUAGUAAUUCCACCAUUGAAGCGGUUACUCCAAAGAAAACAAGGUUCCAAAAAGCAAGAGAAAAAAUCAAUUCUUUUUAUUUCGAAGAAUUUUCAUUCAAUUCAACUUAUAACGAGGAGUCUGAUAUUUCUAAUAUAAUAGAAAAAGAUGACUAUAAUCAUGAUGAGAAUAAUCAUGAUGAGAAUAAUGACAAUGAUUGUGAGAAGUAUUCUAUGUUACUGAAGGAUUAUUUGAUUGAGCCAUAUUUCAACAAGGAUUUCGGUUCUGGAACCCAUGAAAAUUCUACCAGCAAUAGUUCAAUGAUUUUUGAUUUUGAUGAUCCCCGUCAUGAAAAGAAUUUGGCCACCUCGGCUUCGAAUUCUCAAUAUGAAAGUGAGUCCGAAAGUCAUGUCAAGAUAAACUUCAAUUUAUCCUCUUUUUCCCCGGCAAUUAAGAAAGCCUCAGAUGAUCGUUGA
Molecule: messenger RNA, 3186 nt
Organism: Saccharomycopsis crataegensis
Lineage: Eukaryota; Fungi; Ascomycota; Saccharomycetes; Ascoideales; Saccharomycopsidaceae
Exons: 1
Coding region: 1-3186 (1061 amino acids)
Biological process (GO): microtubule-based movement
Cellular component (GO): kinesin complex; microtubule
Molecular function (GO): ATP binding; microtubule binding; ATP hydrolysis activity
Source: RefSeq, a predicted model, not a curated record